Molecule: messenger RNA, 2200 nt
Organism: Cavia porcellus (domestic guinea pig)
Lineage: Eukaryota; Metazoa; Chordata; Mammalia; Rodentia; Caviidae
Gene: Fyn
Product: FYN proto-oncogene, Src family tyrosine kinase
Exons: 14
Coding region: 142-1755 (537 amino acids)
Biological process (GO): cell differentiation; protein phosphorylation; T cell receptor signaling pathway
Cellular component (GO): extrinsic component of cytoplasmic side of plasma membrane
Molecular function (GO): signaling receptor binding; ATP binding; non-membrane spanning protein tyrosine kinase activity
Source: RefSeq, a predicted model, not a curated record
CGGAGCCGGGCGCCGCGCAGUUUUCUGAAGAGGCAGGAUGCUGAUCUAGACGUGGAAAAAGACCAGUCCUGCCGCUGUUUCAGAAGACAUGUGGUGCAUAUAAAGUUUGUGGUAGUUGGAGGAAAUUUUAGAAUUUAGAUAAUGGGCUGUGUGCAAUGUAAGGACAAAGAGGCAACAAAACUGACGGAGGAGAGGGAUGGCAGCCUGAACCAGAGCUCCGGGUACCGCUAUGGCACAGACCCCACCCCACAGCACUACCCCAGCUUCGGCGUGACCUCCAUCCCGAACUACAACAACUUCCACGCGGCGGGGGGCCAGGGCCUCACCGUCUUUGGAGGGGUGAACUCCUCAUCUCACACGGGGACCUUGCGUACGAGAGGAGGCACAGGAGUGACACUCUUCGUGGCUCUUUACGACUAUGAAGCACGGACAGAAGAUGACCUGAGCUUUCACAAAGGAGAAAAGUUUCAGAUACUGAACAGCUCGGAAGGAGACUGGUGGGAAGCCCGCUCCUUGACAACUGGCGAGACCGGUUACAUUCCCAGCAAUUAUGUGGCACCAGUUGACUCUAUCCAAGCAGAAGAGUGGUACUUUGGAAAACUUGGCCGCAAGGAUGCCGAGCGACAGCUUCUGUCCUUUGGAAACCCAAGAGGUACCUUUCUUAUCCGAGAGAGUGAAACCACCAAAGGUGCCUACUCACUUUCCAUCCGUGACUGGGAUGAUAUGAAAGGAGACCACGUCAAGCAUUACAAAAUCCGCAAGCUUGACAAUGGCGGCUACUAUAUCACCACCCGGGCCCAGUUUGAAACGCUCCAGCAGCUUGUGCAACAUUACUCAGAGAGAGCUGCAGGUCUCUGCUGCCGCCUAGUAGUCCCCUGUCACAAAGGGAUGCCACGGCUUACCGAUCUGUCUGUCAAAACCAAAGAUGUCUGGGAAAUCCCUCGAGAAUCCCUGCAGUUGAUCAAGAGACUGGGAAAUGGGCAGUUUGGGGAAGUAUGGAUGGGUACCUGGAAUGGAAACACAAAAGUAGCCAUAAAGACUCUUAAACCAGGCACCAUGUCCCCGGAAUCGUUCCUCGAGGAAGCACAGAUCAUGAAGAAGUUGAAGCACGACAAGCUGGUCCAGCUGUACGCGGUGGUGUCUGAAGAGCCCAUCUACAUUGUCACCGAGUAUAUGAACAAAGGAAGUUUACUUGAUUUCUUAAAAGAUGGUGAAGGAAGAGCUCUGAAGUUACCCAAUCUCGUGGACAUGGCAGCACAGGUUGCUGCAGGAAUGGCCUACAUCGAGCGCAUGAAUUAUAUCCACAGAGACCUGCGAUCAGCAAACAUUCUAGUGGGGAAUGGACUCAUUUGCAAAAUUGCUGACUUCGGAUUGGCCCGGCUAAUUGAAGACAAUGAGUACACAGCAAGACAAGGUGCAAAGUUCCCCAUUAAGUGGACGGCCCCCGAAGCAGCCCUGUACGGGAGGUUCACAAUCAAGUCUGACGUGUGGUCUUUUGGAAUCUUACUCACAGAGCUGGUCACCAAAGGAAGAGUGCCAUACCCAGGCAUGAACAACCGGGAGGUGCUGGAGCAGGUGGAGCGCGGCUAUCGGAUGCCCUGCCCGCAGGACUGCCCCAUCUCUCUGCAUGAGCUCAUGAUCCACUGCUGGAAAAAGGACCCUGAAGAGCGCCCCACUUUCGAGUACUUGCAGGGCUUUCUGGAAGACUACUUUACCGCCACAGAGCCGCAGUACCAGCCUGGAGAGAACCUGUGAGAGCCGGCUCUGCAGAGGCCUUGUCCCAGAGGCCCCCACCCCUACCCAUUAGCUUUCAGUUCUGUAGCCAGCUGCCCAGCAGCGAGAACCGUCCGGGAUCAGAUUGCAUGUGACUCUGAAGCUGACGAACUUCCAUGGCCCUCAUUAAUGACACUUGUCCCCAAAUCCGAGCCUCCUCUGUGAAGCAUACAGACAGAACCUUGUUAUUUCUCAGACUUUGGAAAAUGCAUUGUACCGAUGUUAUGUAAAAGGCCAAACCUUUGUUCAGUGUAAAUAGUUACUCCAGUGCCAACGACCCUGUGCUUUCCUUUUUUUAAAAUGCAAAUCCUAUGUGAUUUUAACUCUGUCUUCACCUGAUUCAACUAAAAAAAAAAGUAUUAUUUUCCAAAAGUGGCCUCUUUGUCUAAAACAAUAAAAUUUUUUUUCAUGUUUUAACAAAAACCAA